Messenger RNA from Engraulis encrasicolus (European anchovy), 1053 nucleotides. RefSeq names its product tripartite motif-containing protein 16-like. Gene Ontology annotation, molecular function: protein binding. The transcript has 7 exons. NCBI's taxonomy places the organism in Eukaryota, Metazoa, Chordata, Actinopteri, Clupeiformes, Engraulidae. Bases 1 to 1053 code for a protein of 350 amino acids. The record is from RefSeq and is a predicted model, not a curated record.
AUGGUCCAGGAGGGGUUGGGGCAGAGCCAGAGGAGAUGCCAGCAGAUAAUCCAGUUGAAGGAGAAGGAGCUGCAGGAGCUGAGGAAGGCUGUGGAGACUCUCAAGUCUGGAACACAGACAGCAGUGGAGGAGAGUGAGAGGAUGUUUACUGAACUGAUCCGCUCCAUUGAGCGAAGGUGCUCUGAGGUGACAAAGCUGAUCAGAGCUCAGGAGAAGGCUGAGGUGAGUAGAGCUGAAGGACUCCUGAAGCGACUGGAGCAGGAGAUUGCUGAGCUGAAGAGGACAGAUGCUGAGAUGAAGCAGCUUUCACUGACACAGGAUCCCAUCCAUUUCCUUAAGAACAUUGUGUCCAUCACUGGGGUGUCUGCACUGAAGAUGCAGCUGCAGGAGAAAUUACAAUCAGUCUUCAGGCAGGAAAUAGUCAAGAUAUCUGCAGCAGCAGUGACAAAUAUCCAGAUCAUCCAGAACAUACAGUUGUCUGAUGGCCAGGCUCUUACUGCUGAACCAGUGACCAGAGAGGACUUCUUACACUAUUCCUGUCACUUCACUCUGGAUCCAAACACAGCACACACACACCUCCAUCUGUCUGAGGGGAACAGGAGGGUGGAGAUGAGACCUGGGGACCAGUCAUAUCCUGAUCAUCCAGACAGAUUUGAUAGGUGGCCUCAGGUGCUGUGUAGAGAGGGUGUGUCUGCACGCUGCUACUGGGAGGUUGAGUGGAGUGGAGGAUGGGUUGAUAUAGCCGUGUCAUAUAAAAGCAUCAGCAGGAAAGGAGGGGGUCAUGAGUGUAGGUUUGGAUAUAAUGAUCAGUCCUGGAGGCUGCUCCUCAGCAGCUACAGCUCCUCUUUCAGACACAAUAAUGAAAUGACUGAACUCCCUCUAGUGGCCAGCUCCAGAAUAGGAGUGUAUGUGGAUCACAGGGCAGGAACUCUGGCCUUCUACAGCAUCUCUGGAGACACAAUGACCCUCCUGCACAGAGUCCACACCACAUUCACACACACACUCUACCCUGGGUUUUGGUUAAAUUAUGGAUCUUCAGUGAAGCUGUUGUGA